CUAACACCUCCCUUAAGAUGAGGAAAGCCAUUGUGGAGCUUUGCGACCUUGUUUCCACUCGUGGGGCUCGUUUAUCUGCCGCUGGGAUCUUAGGAAUCGUUAAGAAAUUGGGAAGAGACGCAAUAAGGGACGGGGAGAAGCAGAAAUCGGUUAUAGCAUUGGACGGCGGGUUGUAUGAGCACUACACAAAGUUCAGAGCUGGCAUGGAGAGUGCCCUCAAGGAGUUGUUGGGGGAGGAAGUUGCAGGUAACAUUUUAAUUGAGCACUCCAAUGAUGGCUCUGGAAUUGGAGCCGCUCUUCUGGCGGCGUCUCACUCCCAGUACUUAGAGGUAGAAGAUUCGUAAAGAAAUGGUUAAAAGCUUUAAAGAAGACAAAAGAAGCAUGGCAUUUCAAUUUUGCAUACUUUCUGUCUGUCCC
Molecule: messenger RNA, 417 nt
Organism: Morus notabilis
Lineage: Eukaryota; Viridiplantae; Streptophyta; Magnoliopsida; Rosales; Moraceae
Product: hexokinase-1
Exons: 1
Coding region: 18-344 (108 amino acids)
Biological process (GO): glycolytic process; glucose 6-phosphate metabolic process; intracellular glucose homeostasis
Cellular component (GO): cytosol; mitochondrion
Molecular function (GO): glucokinase activity; D-glucose binding; ATP binding
Source: RefSeq, a predicted model, not a curated record